Molecule: messenger RNA, 663 nt
Organism: Aspergillus clavatus NRRL 1
Lineage: Eukaryota; Fungi; Ascomycota; Eurotiomycetes; Eurotiales; Aspergillaceae
Product: emp24/gp25L/p24 family protein
Exons: 3
Coding region: 1-663 (220 amino acids)
Biological process (GO): protein retention in ER lumen; Golgi organization; intracellular protein transport
Cellular component (GO): COPII-coated ER to Golgi transport vesicle; Golgi apparatus; endoplasmic reticulum
Source: RefSeq, a predicted model, not a curated record
AUGCAUUUCGCGACUUUGUUAAUAGGGGUCCUGGCGACUCUGGUGUCGACCGUCACGGCGACCGCCCUGACCUAUCGACUCGAGGCGAACGAGAAGGCAUGCUUCUAUAACUACGUCGAUCAGCGGAACGCCAAGGUGGCGUUCUAUUUUGCUGUGCAAUCGGGUGGUUCGUUCGACGUUGAUUACUCGGUUGUCGGUCCCGGGGACAAGGUGGUGCUUGACGGAACGAAGGAGCGACAGGGCGACUUUGUGUUCACGGCGCAGAGCAUUGGCGAGUACCGGUUCUGCUUCAACAAUGAGAUGUCUACGUUUGCGGAGAAGAUGGUCGACUUUGAGAUUGCGGUUGAGAACGAGGAACGCGCGCAAUUGCCUUCCCGGCAAGGCGCCAGCCCCGAGCAGGCAGGCGCACUCGAGGAAUCCAUCUACAAGCUGUCGGCGCAGUUGUCGACCAUUGCCCGCAACCAGAAGUACUUCCGGACACGGGAGAACCGCAACUUCAGCACCGUCCGCAGCACCGAGCGGCGGAUCUUCAACUUCAGCGUGAUCGAGGGCCUGAUGAUGGUGUCGAUGGCGGGCUUGCAGGUGUUUGUUGUCCGGUUCUUCUUCCAGGGAGCGCGCAAAGGUAUGUCAUUUUGUCCUUUCUACAGAAGAGAUGCAACCUGA